AUGUCUCACAACGUUAGUCAGGUAAUCUUUUUCCGCGUCAAAUCUUCCGUCAAGCCCGAAGAUCCAUCCAGCGAGGAAGGCGAUGCUCUACUGAAGAUCUUCCGCGCGACCCAACAGCAAAGCGGCCAUGAGAACUCAUCCUGGGGACGCACUUCCGAAGAUGAAGACACUAUCGUCUGGGUUGUAGAAUGGACCGACGCCCGCAGCUCAGUAAACAUCCGAUUGCUCGACCCAUUCCUGGCCCUAGACAAUCUCCAGCCGCCGUCGUCACUUCGCGUCACGUUUAGCCCACCACUCUCCAGCACAGAAACCCUAACCAAAAACCCCGUGACUGAGCUGUGUACGCUGUUGUUCCCAAGCGACCUCGAAGUGCUAGCAGCAAGGAAGGUCAAUGCGGACUUGAUCAACUUCCGCACUGCGUUGGUUGAGCAACUGGCACAGUCAGCGGGGCCGCGGUCGUGGUCGAUGGGGCAUGUCGACCGGCCGAGUAAGCUGCCGCAUGAAAAGAGUCCGACUGGGGAAGCUUUCGCGCACCUCCUCGCUAUUGGUUGGGAUAGUAUAGAGACGCAUCUUAAGGUCAAGGCGACAGACAAGUUUGUUGAGAGUAUUGCACCUUUAAGGGAGAAGAUGCUGCCGCCUAUUCCUGGUUUGGAGAUGAAACAUGUUAGUUUUCAAAAGAUUUGA
This is a messenger RNA of Penicillium concentricum, 684 nucleotides long. RefSeq lists its product as uncharacterized. Lineage: Eukaryota; Fungi; Ascomycota; Eurotiomycetes; Eurotiales; Aspergillaceae. Bases 1 to 684 code for a protein of 227 amino acids. The record is from RefSeq and is a predicted model, not a curated record. The transcript has 2 exons.